This is a messenger RNA of Ooceraea biroi (clonal raider ant), 2263 nucleotides long. It is a transcript of the gene Rexo5, whose product is annotated as RNA exonuclease 5. Gene Ontology annotation, cellular component: nucleus. Gene Ontology annotation, molecular function: exonuclease activity; nucleic acid binding. The record is from RefSeq and is a predicted model, not a curated record. Lineage: Eukaryota; Metazoa; Arthropoda; Insecta; Hymenoptera; Formicidae.
UAGCGUCUGGAUAGUCAGCUGUAUUUAGUUUGAUUCAGUGUAGAGUGUAGCGUGGUGGACUAGUGGUAGUGUGGUUAGCUCCAGUUAGCUCAUGAAAGGAAUGUAACCUUCGUUUUAAACGUAUGUACUACAUGUGCCCUUUAGAUCAACGUAAAUAAAAUUGAUUUGUACUUUUCUGCCGUUUUUAUACAUUUGUAUAAUAUUUCAGUAUCGUAUGAUUUGAAAAAAAUAAUAUAUCAUGGAAAAACUGAAGCCUAAACAAUUACAAAGAUUACAGAGAAAGAGAGCAAAGUUGGCAGCGUCAUUGCAAAUUGCAAGAAUCAAUGAUAAAGACAAGGAAGUUAAAUUACAAGCAUCAAUGCAGUCAGGUACUAAUAAACCCAGCCAUUCCGUGAGUAAUGUUACAGCGAUGGCAGAUUCCAAUUGCAAACGGCAUUAUAGUGAAGAAAUUGAUAACGCAAAUUCAGAAACAUGCAUUAAGGAAGAAGACGAAUUAGAAUCUCAGACUAAUAAAAAGCCCAGAUUAAAUAAUGAAGAAUAUCUAAAGCAAUCUUACCUAAAGAUGCAACAAGAGCUAAGAGAUCGUCAGAAAAGGCUUAAGGACAUCCCGAACCUUACUCUUAAAGACGUCGGUAGAAAUGCUAUUAUAGACGACAACAACAUAGGUCAAAGAAUACCUAUAUUUUUCAACGAUGUACGACAUCUACUCUUAUAUUCUUUGUUUGGACAAAAAAUUGCACAAAACUCGCCAAGAUGGUGUAAGCUGGAAAAGUAUAAAAAGGUAAGCCAGACAGUGGUCCUCGUCAUUGAAGGGCUCUCUUCGUAUCAUUUCAUCACGAACGAGAGCAUGUUUCCCCACGUGAAAGAUAACUUAAAGUACCGUUUAGAGAUAGUAACACCUGGUAUAUAUGGAGGAUCGAUAGUGGAAGAGCUCGCAGCUGUUCCUUCAAUUAGAACCCAGUACAAUAAAUUAAUCAGCCAUUCACAGGAGACUGCUCUGCAAAUGAACAGGAACUUUAUGAAACUAAUAAGUGCCACCUUCCCGGUGGCGAUCAACAAUGUGCAACAUGAUGAGAAUAAUGAUGCGAAGGAGAAUCUACCACCUACGGAUAAAUUCGACAGAAAAAACCUCCUUCUAUCGUUCGAACAAAUGAUAGAUCACAAAUAUCCCGUGCCUUUUAAGGAGCUGUUGGCAGAGAGGUUCUGUUCAUAUAUAUUGACGAAGGAUUCUUACAAGGAAGUCACGGCAAUGUCGCCCAUGUUUGCUCUGGAUUGCGAGAUGUGUCUAACGACGACCGGCAAUCUAGAACUUGCUAGAAUUAGCGUCGUGGACGAAAGUAUGAACGUCAUCUACAACACUCUAGUCAAACCGGAAAACGCAAUAGUAAAUUACUUGACUCAGUAUAGCGGUAUUACUGAGAAGAUGCUGGCGGACGUCGCAGUCACGCUGCACGACGUACAGCAAACCUUGAAAUCUUUACUGCCCGCAGAUGCGAUUCUCAUAGGGCACAGUCUUGAGUGUGAUCUUCGCGCAUUAAAAAUGAUGCAUCCCUAUAACAUCGAUACGUCUGUGAUAUUCAAUCUCAGCGGAUACAGAUUUAUGAAGUCGAAACUAAAAACUUUAGUGCAAGAAUUUCUUGGGGAGCAAAUUCAAGACGGUAAGGCUGGACAUUGUUCAGUGGAGGACUCGAAAGCCACCAUGAAACUAGUUAAAUUAAAACUAGCAAAUAGCUUGAACUAUGGAGACGCGGUAUCGUUGAGACAUCAGAAAAUGCAGACUUUGGAAAUGUCUACAGAAAACAAACAGUAUGGUACAUCCAUAUCCAAUCCUACAAAGAAGAAAGACACUAUCGCCAUCGUAGGCAGUGAAGAAAUCACGUCAGAGUAUGCUAAAUAUCUCAAUAGUUCGUCCCUCAAAGUUGUGGACAACAAGGAUUCCUUGAAAAAUGAUCAAAUACGUUUCGUGAUAGCGGAUAACAACAAGCACGCCGUAAAACUAACGUCAACAAUAGUAAUGGAAUACAACUUUAUAUUGUGUCACAUGAAAAUCAGGGACGAAGAAUUGCAAGAUGGAAUAAUAGAGAAAACGUUACGAAAAGUGAACAAGCGAAUGAGCAAGCUGUGGAAAUAUAGCGCCAUAAACAGUCUGCAAUGUGUGAUAUUCGGUGGACUAACUAACAUUGGAAACGGAACGUGUUUCUUGGAUGUCAAGGUGUCAUGAAGUGUAGUCGUUUUUGUUAUAAUAUAGCAUAUUGUACGAAAA